Nelumbo nucifera (sacred lotus) is the source of this 1298-nucleotide messenger RNA. Its product is annotated as vacuolar protein sorting-associated protein 60.2-like. Gene Ontology annotation, biological process: late endosome to vacuole transport via multivesicular body sorting pathway; vesicle budding from membrane. NCBI's taxonomy places the organism in Eukaryota, Viridiplantae, Streptophyta, Magnoliopsida, Proteales, Nelumbonaceae. The record is from RefSeq and is a predicted model, not a curated record. Gene Ontology annotation, cellular component: multivesicular body.
AAUCUCUACCAGUCCUGCUCUGAACGGAUGGUUUAUCGACUUUUCGUUUUAAAAUCCUUUCCUUCGGAUUGUUUACUUCCUUUCUUUAAUGGAAGCUUCGUAAAUAAUUAUUAAUUAUUUGAAAAAUUAAUUUCUAAAUUCUGACCUGGUUCAUCCAGAACUUUGAAACCCUAGGAAAUCUGAACAAUUACUUACAGUCUUAAAAAUCUGUAGGGAUUUCACGAUAAUUCAGAACUCUUCCCAUAGUCUCUUUUCAGAUUGGCAUCUUUUUCUUUUUUCUGUUUGGAUUGAUCCAACUUAGAAGGUAGAAAGGGAAAGAAGAUGAGGAGAGUUUUCGGUGCGAAGAAAGAGAAAGAACCCCCUCCUUCCAUACAGGACUCCUCUGAUAGGAUUAAUAAAAGAGGUGAAACUGUGGAUGACAAGAUAAAAAAGCUUGAUGCUGAACUAAGUAGAUAUAAGGAGCAGAUCAAGAAAACACGGCCUGGUCCUGCUCAAGAAGCUGUAAAAGCUCGGGCAAUGAGGGUCCUUAAACAAAAGCGAAUGUAUGAAGGACAGCGUGAUAUGCUCUACAACCAAACUUUCAAUCUUGAUCAGGUUGCAUUUGCCGCUGAGGGAAUCAAAGAUGCUCAACAAACUAUGUCAGCUUUGAAAUCUGCAAACAAGGAGUUGAAAGGAAUGAUGAAGACCGUGAAGAUUCAAGAUAUAGAAAGCAUGCAAGAUGAAAUGAUGGACCUGAUGGAUACAAGUACUGAAAUUCAAGAAUCUCUUGGUAGAAGCUAUAAUGUACCUGAUGACAUUGAUGAGGAGGAACUCAUGGGUGAGCUUGAUGCCUUGGAAGCUGAUAUGGGAAUGGAGACAGAGUCGGAUGGGGUACCCAGUUAUCUUCAACCUGAGAAGGAACAUAAUGUGGAAGAGGAACUCAACUUGCCUUCAGCACCGUCUGGACAUGCGGCAGUCCCACCUAAUAGAGCCCAGGCUGAAGAUGAACUAGGCUUACCUGCUGUACCUCGAGCAUCGGUUCGUGGCUAGGGAGCUUCAUUGACAUUUCAUGUAACCAUGGUGUGCAGAUUUUAUGUUUUAAUUCAAAAGCAUUACGAUUGUACUUUGAAAGUUGGCUGUUUAUUGAAGAAAUAUGUUGUAUGGGUGGGUUAGUGAAGUGAAAUUAGGUACCAUUGUAGAAUAAUGGGAGGUGGAACAGAAAAAAAAGACGAGAAAAACAACGUACUUUGAAUGCAAGGAGGAUGGCCAUAUUAGCUGCUAUUGAAUUUCAAUUACACGUGGUUUCAGGAAGUUCGCCA